This is a messenger RNA of Botrytis porri, 2508 nucleotides long. RefSeq lists its product as uncharacterized. The transcript has a single exon. Bases 1 to 2508 code for a protein of 835 amino acids. The record is from RefSeq and is a predicted model, not a curated record. Lineage: Eukaryota; Fungi; Ascomycota; Leotiomycetes; Helotiales; Sclerotiniaceae.
AUGGUUAUGAGUAUCCUCUCCCACUUCCCAUCACGAAUAUCUCAAGAUUCCAAUCCCAUAAAAUUCGAAUACCACAACCUCACUGAACCAGACGCAAUUCGUCUCUUGAUUAUACAUCCAGGAACUCCUUCUUCUCCUAUUCACUGUAGUCUCUUACAUACGAGUUUGAAAGAGUGUAGAUUAGAUAUCUAUAAUGGUUAUACAGCUCUUUCCUAUGUUUGGGGAGAUCCACGUGCGAGGAAAACUGUAUUUAUUAACGAGAGGCCUUUCUCUACAACUGUUAAUUUAGCAGAUGCUAUAGAUCAUCUUCGCGAUGAAGAAAGACCCCUGCGGUUAUGGGCAGAUGCUAUCUGUAUUGAUCAGGAUAAUUUGGGGGAGCGCACUCAGCAAUUGGGGUUGAUGAGAGAGAUAUAUCGGCUUGGGGGCCGGACUGUGAUAUAUCUUGGGGAGUGGUCAGAGGGGGUAGACAAGCUGCUUGAUUGUAUUGGGAGAGUGGGAUCGAAUGCCAAGUUGUCGAAAGCGCACGAUCUUGCGUUUCGGCAUGUGCUCUCGCGUCCUUGGUUUACGAGGGUUUGGACGUAUCAGGAAUUGCUGAUUUCGAGAGAGGUUGUGGUGCAGGUUGGGAGGUGUAGAGUCUUGUGGCAGGAUUUUUGCGGGGCGAUUUUGAAUGGGGAUAAUAGACCUGUUGUCGACUCGGAUAGCGAGUCUGUGUAUGCAACAGGUCUACAAAAAAGAUUGGAUACAGUGAUGAGCAAUGCAGAUAUGCAAGGCUACUCGACUCGGACUGAUUCAUCCUCGCAUAUAUCUUUCAAGCGUGCAAAUCAAGCAGAUGCGUACAAUCGAGAAAUAUUAAGGAGUAUGGAUGUAUCGCGACAGAAGUUUCAAAGUGGUGUUACUGGCGGAUCUUCUCUUUUGAGUAUCCUCGUAUCUCGACAAGGAUCGGGAGUUUCCGAUUUCAGAGACAUCAUUUACGGUUAUCUUGCUGUUGCUGAAAUCCGUCGUCCAUACAGUCAUGGGAUAUCUUCAUAUUUAGAUCCGAAAGAUUAUUUGCCGGUAGUAGAUUACACCAAGAGUGUGGAUGAAGUUUUUGUCGAUGCGGCUUUUUAUAUUGCUAUUUCUACCGAGCCACGACGACUCUGGGAUAUGCUAUUUUAUUCCGAAACUACGCGUCCGCAUUUGAAACGAAAGGGCUUACCAAGCUGGGUACCGGAUUGGACUCUGAGACGAAAUGACCUGCCGAAUUCCAGCUGGCCGUUUAUGGCAAAUCAGAUAACGGAUAUUCCGGCGCCUGGAGAAUUGAAAAUGAGUUCUAAAGUGGGGCCUUGGAUCAUACCUGUUGAUCCCCAGAUUCUAACUGUAUACUGUGACCUUCAAGCCAUUGCCGUUGUUACUAAGACUGCUACGCCAGACUUCUUAAGUUCAAAAUUUGUCGAGCAAAAACAGAUCUUGAUUGAUACUUUCUACAAACUUCUCGACAUUUACAAAGACAAGCCCAAAAUCGACACGCACAAAGACACGCACAAACUCGAGGCUCGGCAGGUAUGGGAUUUCCACUUACUCUCCAACCUUCGAAAUCUUUACAAAAGUCUCCAUGUAUGUUGGGAAUCCUUAGGAGUACAGGACAUUUUCUGGAAAAAUCCCGAUCUGCGACACUAUAAAAUAUUCAGCAAGAUUAUGCAUCGGGUCUUCAAAUAUUGCAGUAAUGUUUCCGGAAUCGGCCAACUUUCCGAAGUCGAGCUAUGGCAGCUUCUUCAUGGUUCUCCUAUUGCUAUUCUACUCAUCGCGGCGAUAUUCCCAUCUAGCGAGAAGGUCAUUAGUAAAAGAGCUUUUGCACGAUUCUCUAAAUCUCCCUCGCUUGUGAGUAUCGGGAUUAUUCCCUGCUUGACAAAAGCGGGAGAUUUCGCACUUAAUUUUUAUGAUGGGACGGAUAAUCAUUCUUGUGGGGUUUUGCGACCUUUGAAUGGUUAUAGGAAUGAUCAUCUUGAUGAAGAAAUCAAGACGAAGAUUGCAGCACAAGGUUUGAGCUCUGAUAUUUCGAUUUUUCACUGCACUUAUAUUGGAAAGGGCUGGAUGGAUAAAGGAUGGGUGGAUAGGGGCUGGGAUGUUAAGACGCGUGGAAAUGGUGAUUUGGAUUUGAAUAUGGAUAUGAAUACACAUACUCACAACAAUCUCGAAACAAACCCAGAAAUUCCAGACAGUAAAUGGAAUCCCACUUGGGAUGAUGCCCUAGACUCCUCCAACACACUCUCAAAUUCUUCCCCAAAUCCCGACUCGCCACGAAACCCAGAUACAAAUUCAACUCAGGAUUUGAAGCCCCCCUCAGACUCGAAUCUAAAUCCCAUCUCUCCAAAAGCGAAUCAGAAUGACCUUCGCAUGUUGCCGAAACUUCGCGAGUUCAUGUCAGAUGAAUAUUAUGAGCCUGUGGAUUCGCUAAUGGAUCUUAUGAGGGUAUUUGAGAGGAUGGGGAAAAUGGCGGAUUUUAAUCCGGUGGUGGUGGUUUUGCAUUGA